GGAUGUGUCAUGCCGUUCAAAGACCUUUUGAUGUAUGGGCCUUGAUGUUACUGCCUUCAUACUGUCGGGUGCCUUCAAGGUCGUGACCGAUAUUUUCUGGAGAAGGACUGUCAUGGCUGUCUGCUCCUUGCCUGCCCGUUCGGCCCUACGUAGCGGCUACGUACCGCUCCAGUGGACUGCGCCAACCCCGGAAGGUACCUGAAGCUAUGAUGCAUUGCAUUAUCGAUUGACCUCCAUGUUCGCUAUCUCCCGUUCGCGCGCAACCUCAAAUUGAAGUCCUCAACUCGUUCCGUAAACAAACGACCCCGAGACCGAAGACAGUAAACACAUUGGGCGCAACACUUGCAACCAUGGAUUCCGACAUUCCCAUCCAGAUCGCCGAGACUAUCCAAACAGCGCACAUCAAGCGCGAGCCCUCCCCUUCGCACGACAUCAACCCCUCUACCGCCGCCUCCAAGCGCGAGCCCGCGUCCCUCCAGACCCAGACCAGUCACAGUCAACAUCAUAACUCACUAAUACCCGACGACGGGAUCGACGAGGACGAUGACGAGGAUGAAUACGCACAGUCGGAAACAGAAACGGACGAGGAGAGCGACUACAACGUGGUCAAGUCCCGGCCCCGGCGCAACAUCCACCAACUACCCCCGAUCCCGGACCUGCGGUACGAGCAGAGCUACCUGCACAGUAUACGUAAUGCAGAUACGUGGUGGAAGGUGGUGUUGAUUACGGCGAGGGAUCAGGUCAUGAUGCCCCUAGUCCAAGGUCUCCUCUACAACAUCCUAGUCUGCGGCUGGCAGUCCUGGAACCGAAACGCCCAGAUCCACGGCUCCUCGAUCGGAGCCCGGGUACGGCGCUGGUGGUACGGGGUCAACAGCUGGGAGAUUCCCCCUGCUCCCGGUCCCUCUCCUUCUGUUAAGCGAUAAGCCAUGACACAUGAUUCUGGACCCAUUCUUAUACUUUUUUUUCUUCUCGUUCGUCGGAAACCAUAUAGGUCGCAAAAUGUACGCAUCUUUCAGACUCGCCGGUCCAGCAGCUGGAAUCUUAAAGGCAACUUCGGCGGAGGCGGUGGCUACGGAGGAAAGGAGGGGAGGAAGAUGGUGGAGGCGUUCAACCAGAACUUUCAGAGGGAGUGUGGUUUCGCUUGAGUGGACGGCAAGACGGAUGGAUGUGGGAAAGGGGAUGAAGGAUGGAUGGUCUUUACCUUGCUGCAUUGCAUGGUGUUGCGGAUGGCAUCGAGAGGAAUAUUAUAACUUGAGCGUUCAUGACAAGUUGGGAAGAUUGGUGUUGUCAACCAGCCAACACAUAUCCGACUGGUUAUAUGCCCGUUGGGUAAGAGACUGUCACAUGCUGUGCACACUCGUUACUCAAGUGAACUCAAGGAUUAAGAUGCUAUCAUAACAC
Molecule: messenger RNA, 1401 nt
Organism: Neurospora tetraspora
Lineage: Eukaryota; Fungi; Ascomycota; Sordariomycetes; Sordariales; Sordariaceae
Exons: 2
Coding region: 351-923 (190 amino acids)
Biological process (GO): mitophagy
Molecular function (GO): mitochondrion autophagosome adaptor activity
Source: RefSeq, a predicted model, not a curated record